Messenger RNA from Haemonchus placei, 1578 nucleotides. NCBI's taxonomy places the organism in Eukaryota, Metazoa, Nematoda, Chromadorea, Rhabditida, Trichostrongylidae. The record is from the annotation of a GenBank genome assembly.
AUGCUUGCGGCGCUCUUUGCGCUCGUAAACGCGGCAUCCGCUGCUUUAUCCUCGUUCAACUAUGUGCCGUUGGGUAACAAUCCGACCCUGUACACACCUGGUUUCGAGCCAAUAAUGCAUCUAGAUCAGCACACUUUCGAUGACACGAUCUUCAAGCAGGAUCAUGCCUUUCUCGUCGAGUUCUAUGCAGAUUGGUGCGGACACUGUCGAGCUUUCGUUCCAUUUUUUCGACAAUUUGCAAAUCUUGUCCGCGAAUGGAAUUCGGUGGUUACAGUGGCGGUGAUCAACUGUGCGGACACAUUCAACGCUCAGACGUGUCGUGAUAAUGGGAUCACUUAUUACCCAAUGAUCAAGUAUUUCCCUCGUACUGCACGAACCCCAAACCAGGCUCGAAUGAUCGAAGCCCAACACUCAGCGGAAUCUAUGCGCGAGGCAUUAAUGAGGAUGGUAGCGAACGAAUAUUCAGUCGCUAGAUAUCCUGACUGGCCAAAUUUGUCUCAUAUUUACGUGGACAGUACUACCACCUAUGGACAACUAUGGGAAGGAGUGCCGGAGUCUGCCGACUAUCUGGCAAUCAUCUUCGAGGAAUAUGACGGCAUUGGAGUGCAGUUCAUUCUGGAUCUCUCAUCUCGAUCUCAUAUGCUAGGAGCUCGACGUGCUCUCUCUAACUCACUGCUUGUCGGCAUGCUGAGGAUCACUGAAUUCCCCACUGUUGCGCUUUUCAGAAGAGAUCACCAACAGGCACUCUAUAUGAUGAGAUGUCGCGAAAUGUUUUAUAUCUCGGAGACGGACAUGCUCAAAGCAAUGCGCAUGGCUUUGUACGAUGAAGUGAUUCGCACACCGGGAUAUAUCCAGGACGAAAACCUCACCGGUCUCACAGACUUCGUCACUCUUCUAUCCAAUCAUUUCCCCGUCCUUUCGUUUUCGAACGAAAUUCGACGAUCCAAACGAACCACAUCAACGAUUUUAAAAAACAGCGAACGUGCACGACUAGUCUUUAUACAUAUGAGGGAAUACUUGGAGUCGCGCAAAAGUCGUAAUGCUGUACCUGUGGAUGAGUAUAAACGGCAAUUCGAGAACGUUGAGCGUGUUUACGCUCAUCCAUUCCCCGUCAACGCUUCAUGGCAACAUUGCAAGGGAACUUUGCCAACGUUCAGGGGCUACACUUGUGGACUGUGGACCACAUUCCAUGCACUCACUGUACACACGUACAUUGACACUAUCAAGGACAGUAACGUUAAUGCUCUGAAACCCCUCAAAAGUAUCCAGGGAUGGGUGCGUGGAUUCUUCGGAUGUCAACAUUGUAAAAACCAUUUCAUGAACAUGACAACCAAUAUCCUUCCAAUGACCGAGCGACGAGUACGACAUCCACAAGACAUGAUGACGUAUCUGUGGCGAGCACACAACAUUGUGAACAAUCGCCUUCAUGGCGAUCCCUCAGAAGACCCACAGUUCACCAAAGUGCAGUUUCCACCGCCGUUCCUCUGCCCAACAUGUCAUUCCGGAGGACAAUUUAGUAGACGCCAGGUGGGUAUUGCACACACUACAAGCCUUAUUACCUCCACUUCCUCUAUCUAG